Messenger RNA from Peromyscus eremicus (cactus mouse), 159 nucleotides. Its product is annotated as keratin-associated protein 20-2-like. The record is from RefSeq and is a predicted model, not a curated record. The transcript has a single exon. Bases 1 to 159 code for a protein of 52 amino acids. NCBI's taxonomy places the organism in Eukaryota, Metazoa, Chordata, Mammalia, Rodentia, Cricetidae.
AUGUGUUACUUUGGCGGAUACUAUGGAGGCCUGGGCUAUGGCUAUGGUGGCCUAGGCUAUGGCUAUGGCUGUGGCUAUGGCUGUGGCUACGGCGGUUAUGGUUAUGGCUGCUGCCGCCCACUCUGCUGUAGGAGAUACUGGUCUUAUGGCUUCUAUUGA